AAUAAAGACGCUGGAACGAAUUAAAAGAACUGGACACUGAGAGUCAUACAUCAGUCCACAAGAUGGCAGUAAUGAAUCAGCCAGGCGUCUUAAAUCCUCAAAGAAGAAGAACCGCAUUGCGCAUGCGUAAAGGACAAAAGGUAUAAUAUGACUGCUUAGUGCGGGUUCUAUUUAUUUUACAGCAUGGCCCUUGUUCCGUAUGUCGAGAAUUCUUUACCUGCGCUUUCCAAACUCCACAAUUCAUCAGCCCAGUUUCGGUUCGCCAACCACGACCUCCGUCUUGCCCAGGACUGGAAAAAGCUCGGGGUAGCAGCAGUUGUGUGGGAUGCGGCAGUUGUCAUGUGCAUGUAUCUGGAGCUGGAGAAGGUGGAGUUAAAGGGGAAGGGGGCAAUUGAACUGGGAGCUGGCACUGGACUGGUGGGCAUUGUAGCAGCCUUGCUGGGUGCCAAAGUUACCAUCACUGACAGAGAGCCGGCCUUGGACUUCCUCUCUGCCAACGUGAAGGCAAACCUGCCCCCAGACUCCCAGGGAUCUGCGGUUGUGUCAGAGCUGACCUGGGGCGAGGGCCUUGAACGUUACCCGGCAGGGGGAUUUGAUCUGGUGCUGGGGGCAGACAUCGUUUACCUGGAGGAUACCUUUGUGCCGCUGCUGCAGACUCUAGAGCACCUGUGCUCGGACAGCACCGUGGUGUUACUAGCCUGCAAGAUCCGCUACAAGAGAGACACAGACUUUCUGAGCAUGCUGAAGCAGCGGUUCAGAGUUGAAGAGGUCUACUAUGACAAACAAAGGGACAUCCAUUUGUAUCAGGCUUGGAAACUGCCACCUCAGAGGGAUUUGUGACAACUACCUAGUCAGUUUUCCUUCAUUGACUGCCUUCUUCUUUGUAAAAAUUUACUGUUUUUACAUAAUAAUCAAAUAAAGUCUUUAAAAAUCAAA
Molecule: messenger RNA, 936 nt
Organism: Micropterus dolomieu (smallmouth bass)
Lineage: Eukaryota; Metazoa; Chordata; Actinopteri; Centrarchiformes; Centrarchidae
Gene: mettl21a
Product: methyltransferase 21A, HSPA lysine
Exons: 3
Coding region: 184-840 (218 amino acids)
Biological process (GO): peptidyl-lysine methylation
Cellular component (GO): cytoplasm; cytosol
Molecular function (GO): protein-lysine N-methyltransferase activity
Source: RefSeq, a predicted model, not a curated record